This is a messenger RNA of Mesorhabditis belari, 1251 nucleotides long. The record is from the annotation of a GenBank genome assembly. NCBI's taxonomy places the organism in Eukaryota, Metazoa, Nematoda, Chromadorea, Rhabditida, Rhabditidae.
AUGUGUAGCGAAGAUUCGUUUGGGCGGCAACGUUAUGAGGGAAUGGCAGAGAACGCGUGCUAUGAAGGCAUAUGCUCAAAUGGGAUUUGUCAACAACAGCCAAGAAAAGAAUGGAAAACCGUGACAUCGACAAGGUCGACCCCGCAAGAGCCUACGCCAACAAGGGUCUAUUUUCUAAAUGCCCAAUCCUUUCAACAACAAGGGAAUAUCGGCUACAAGGCUUUCACCAGGAACGCCUCGAAAACUGGAGGAAUGCUUGAAUCGGAACUGCAUCUGCCUCGCGUUAACUGCCGUGAUCUUAUUGGAACGGCACACGGGACGAUUGUAGAAGGCCCAUUUGCGUAUUGGAGAACAAACACGGGUGCUUCACUUCAGCGUCAAGUUGGCGAUGAGGCCGGCUCUCAUCCGAUCAUGGAUUCUGAGAUCAACCCAUUACUGCAAACCAACAAUCCAGCCUAUUUCUUUGCUGCACAACCAGGAGCACAGGAAUGUCCAUAUUAUAUCGGGUUCAACACUCUAGAGAUAUACCAUGGUCUCGUUCAUUCUUGGAUCGGUGGUAAGUCGAUAAGAUUCCUUUUCUGUGACGUCACUCAUGGAUCUUCUAGAUGUUUGGCUAGAAUUCGGUACGGGGGAAAUUGUACCGGUUAUGAGAGAAUCCAAAACGCUUGCCUUGAAAGUCAAUGUGAGUAUGGAGUUUGUCGCAAACAGUUGGGAGAUGUGAGACGAACAGAGCCAACAGCUAGAACGACAACAAAGCCACCAAAAAGAGCAACGAUCACCGCAAGACCAACGAUCACCGCAAGACCAACUAUUCAAGCAUACUACAAUCACCGGCAAAUCGGCAAAACCACUCAAGCACCCCGUCGAACGUAUCAAUCUAAACAAACAAGAGCACCCGCAAUGAAAUGUGGAAAUGAAGAAAGAGGAACGGGUAGAGACUAUCAGACAAAUGGACGAAAAUAUUGGGAUGGAAGGAGGUGGCAUACAACUUACUGGAUACAUCCUGGGAAGAAAAGGUUGCUGAACUGUGAACCCGUUUCUGUGCCAAGGCCAACACCGAAAAGCAGAUUGAAUAGUUCUCGUCAAUCAACUAGCUAUCGACAACCGAGCAGCUAUCAUUCACGAACAAAUAGCUAUACACGAAAUAUAUACAAUCGACAAAAGCCGAAAAACACCCGGAGACCGACGGGCAGAAGGUGGUGGGACGGGAGACGAUGGCAUACUAUUUACUGGGAAAAAGCUGGCAAAAAA